Oryzias latipes (Japanese medaka) is the source of this 1511-nucleotide messenger RNA. RefSeq names its product COP9 constitutive photomorphogenic homolog subunit 4 (Arabidopsis) (gene cops4). The record is from RefSeq and is a predicted model, not a curated record. Gene Ontology annotation, cellular component: cytosol; COP9 signalosome. NCBI's taxonomy places the organism in Eukaryota, Metazoa, Chordata, Actinopteri, Beloniformes, Adrianichthyidae.
UCGGGAGCGCGCCUGUCUCAGCUCCGAAGGACGCCGGUGUUGUUGACGCGCCUCCACACUGGCAGGAAUGGCGGCCGAAGUGAGGCAGGAGCUCGCGCAGCUCAUGAACUCCAGUGGAUCUCACAAAGAUCUGGCGACCAAGUAUCGACAGAUUCUGGAGAAAGCCCUUCAGCUCAUAGAUGCGGAUCAGCUGGAGUCCUUGAAGGCCUUCGUGGAAGCAAUGGUCAACGAGAACGUCAGCCUCGUCAUCUCCAGACAGCUGCUCACCGACUUCUGCACGCAUCUGCCCAACUUGCCCGAUGGCACCGCCAAAGCCGUCUAUCACUUCACCCUGGAGAAGAUUCAGCCCAGGGUCAUCUCCUUCGAGGAGCAGGUGGCCUCCAUCAGACAACAUUUAGCAACCAUUUAUGAGAAGGAGGGAGACUGGAGGAACGCGGCGCAGGUUUUAGUCGGGAUUCCUCUGGAAACGGGACAGAAACAGUAUAAUGUUGACUAUAAGUUGGAUACGUACCUGAAGAUCGCCCGGCUCUACCUGGAAGACGACGACCCGGUUCAGGCCGAGGCUUACAUCAACAGAGCUUCGCUCCUGCAGAACGAAUCCUCCAACGAGCAGCUGCAGAUCCACUACAAGGUGUGCUACGCCAGGGUUCUGGAUUUCAGGAGGAAGUUCAUCGAAGCAGCUCAGCGGUACAACGAGUUGUCCUACAAGUCCAUCGUCCACGAAACCGAGCGUCUGGAGGCUCUGAAGCACGCCCUGAACUGCACCAUCCUGGCCUCCGCAGGACAGCAGCGCUCACGGAUGCUGGCCACUCUGUUCAAGGACGAGCGCUGUCAGCAGCUGGCCGCCUACGGCAUUCUAGAGAAGAUGUACCUGGACCGCAUCAUCAGGGGUAACCAGCUGCAGGAGUUUGCUGCCAUGUUGAUGCCUCACCAGAAAGCCACCACCGCUGACGGCUCCAGCAUCCUCGACAGAGCUGUGAUCGAACACAACCUGCUGUCUGCCAGUAAACUCUACAACAACAUUACGUUCGAGGAACUCGGCGCUCUGCUGGAAAUUCCACCUGCAAAGGCGGAGAAGAUCGCCUCCCAGAUGAUCACUGAGGGGCGCAUGAACGGCUUCAUAGACCAGAUCGACGGCAUCGUUCACUUUGAAACCCGUGAGCCCCUCCCCACGUGGGACAAACAGAUCCAAUCCUUAUGUUUUCAAGUAAACAACCUCCUGGAGAAGAUCCGGCAGGCCGCUCCGGAAUGGGCCGCGCAGGCUUUGGAAGCCCAGAUGACCCAAUAAACCCCUCCACGCCCACGUCACCCGGCCCCGCCCCCUUUUAAGUUGCGUCUUCCUGCCUCAGAAAUGAUGUGGAGAACUCAGCCACGCUGCCAUCGUUUGUUCCAAGCGGUUCCUCAUUGGUCGAAUUUACUUUUCUGAUGGACCGGACCUUCAGAUGAGACUGUUUUUGUUUUCAUGGUGGAGAAUUGGAGGAUUUUGCAUAAAGCUGAUAUGUGGAAAGAUG